GCUUUCAUCUCUAUCACAAGUUGCCCUCCAUAGUACCUGAAAGCUGUCUCCUCAUUCUGGUCGGAUUGCUUCUUGGUGGGAUUAUUUUUGGAGCAGAGGAGAAGUCCCCACCUGUAAUGAACAGUGAUGUUUUUUUCUUGUAUCUUUUACCACCCAUUGUACUCGACGCUGGAUAUUUUAUGCCAACUCGCCUUUUCUUUGAGAACUUUGGUACCAUAUUCUGGUAUGCUGUGGUGGGCACACUCUGGAACGCCAUUGGCAUUGGAAUUUCACUUUAUGGAAUUUGCCAGAUCAGUGCGUUUGGUUUGACUGAUAUCACAUUGCUGCAGAAUUUGCUCUUUGGCAGCCUCAUUUCAGCUGUGGAUCCUGUGGCCGUGUUAGCUGUUUUUGAAAAUAUUCAUGUCAAUGAGCAGCUUUACAUCUUGGUGUUUGGAGAGUCUUUGCUGAAUGAUGCCAUAACUGUGGUCCUGUACAAUUUGUUCAAGUCUUUCUGCCAGAUGCGCACAAUUAAGGUUAUUGACAUAUUCGCUGGGAUUGCUAACUUCUUUAUAGUGGGGAUCGGUGGAGUGUUGAUUGGAAUCCUUUUGGGAUUUGUAGCAGCCUUUACCACCCGUUUCACCCAUAAAAUCCGCGUGAUUGAGCCACUCUUUGUCUUCCUGUACAGUUACUUGUCAUACAUAACAGCUGAAAUGUUUCAUCUCUCGGGCAUCAUGGCGAUUACUGCUUGUGCCAUGACCAUGAAUAAAUAUGUGGAGGAAAAUGUUUCUCAAAAAUCCUAUACGACAAUAAAGUAUUUCAUGAAGAUGCUGAGCAGUGUCAGUGAGACCUUAAUCUUCAUCUUCAUGGGAGUGUCUACGGUUGGGAAGAACCAUGAGUGGAACUGGGCCUUCGUGAGCUUCACCCUCCUUUUCUGUUUAAUCUGGAGGGCACUGGGUGUUUUUGUUCUGACUCAGAUCAUUAAUGUGUUUCGGACAAUUCCUCUCACUUUUAAGGACCAAUUUAUUAUUGCCUAUGGAGGCCUCCGAGGAGCUAUUUGUUUUUCACUUGUAUUUCUGCUUCCUCCUGCCGUGUUUCCCAGGAAGAAAUUGUUCAUCACUGCUGUCAUUGUGGUGAUAUUCUUUACUGUUUUCAUUCAGGGAAUAACAAUUCGCCCACUGGUGGAGUUUCUUGAUGUCAAAAGGUCAAAUAAAAAGCAGCCUGCUGUCAGUGAAGAAAUUUAUAACAGGUUCUUUGACCACGUGAAGGCUGGAAUUGAAGAUGUGUGUGGACACUGGGGUCACAACUUUUGGAGAGAUAAGUUUAAAAAGUUUGAUCAUAAAUACCUGCGAAGACUUCUAAUCCGGGAGAACCAGCCCAAAUCCAGCAUCGUUUCUUUAUACAAGAAGCUGGAAAUUAAGCAUGCCAUUGAGAUGGCAGAGAGUGGAAUGAUAAGCAAGGUCCCAUCGUCAGUGUCUCUCAGUGAAUAUCAUGAAGGAAAGAUAAAGCCACUUUCUCCCACUGAAAUGGAAAACAUGAGGGAAAUACUAACAAAGAAUCUCUACCAAAUACGGCAUCGAACAAUGUCAUACAACCGACACAGCCUGGCUGCAGAUGCAAGUGAAAAGCAGGCCAAAGAAAUUCUUAUCCGUCGCCGGCACAGCCUCAGGGAGAGCCUGAGGAAAACGAACAGCCUGUCAAGAGAAAGACCAGCUGCUGCAAAUACUAAGAGAUUCCUUUCACUUCCUAAAAACACUAAACUCCCAGAGAAACUACGAGUGAGAAAUAAACCAUCUUCCAGAGUGGGUGACAGCAGUGACUCGGAGAUGGAUGCGGCUACCACAGUGCUCAAUCUAAGACCCAGAGCAGGGAAAAUCCUGAGAGACCAGAGACCGAGGCAGCAGAGGCCAGCGCCUGAGUUUAGGGUGGAGUGGAAGAAUGAAGUUGAUGGGAACCAGGACAGACGAGUCGAGCAGCAGGAGGCAAGCACCUUGCCUCAGCCAUCCGUUGGGUUCAGGCAGCCACUGCUGACGAGACCAAGAUUUGGCACUUUAAGCAGGGAAGAUGUGACUGCAGAACAUGGGUCAGCAAGACCUAUGCCACCACCACGGUUAGUUAGGCAGGCAUCACAAGGGGAAAGGCCGAGAAACAAGCCUGAGAACCAGCCAUACUGAACACAGCAAAAAGAGAACUGUUGGUAAUAAACCAUGGACACACGCAAUUAGGAUUCUAAACUAUCUAAUCAGACUAUGGAAUCCAUUAGAAAAAAAACCCACAAGCCUCAGUGUGGAUCUAACCACUUCCAUUUGGGUAAAGUCAAUGCCAUUAAUUAAGUUAAAGGAAUACUGGAGCAAUUGCAAAGCUGAAGAUAAAGAAAAAAAAAAA
Messenger RNA from Merops nubicus (carmine bee-eater), 2361 nucleotides. RefSeq names its product sodium/hydrogen exchanger 2-like. The annotation marks the transcript as partial. The record is from RefSeq and is a predicted model, not a curated record. Gene Ontology annotation, biological process: sodium ion transport; proton transmembrane transport; regulation of pH. The transcript is spliced from 11 exons. Gene Ontology annotation, molecular function: sodium:proton antiporter activity. NCBI's taxonomy places the organism in Eukaryota, Metazoa, Chordata, Aves, Coraciiformes, Meropidae. Gene Ontology annotation, cellular component: membrane.